Messenger RNA from Capronia epimyces CBS 606.96, 603 nucleotides. RefSeq lists its product as uncharacterized. The record is from RefSeq and is a predicted model, not a curated record. The transcript has 2 exons. Bases 1 to 603 code for a protein of 200 amino acids. NCBI's taxonomy places the organism in Eukaryota, Fungi, Ascomycota, Eurotiomycetes, Chaetothyriales, Herpotrichiellaceae.
AUGUCGACGACCUACUACUACCCUGGUCAUCAGCACCAUCAGGCUCAAGCCCUUCAUCCCAUGUCACAGUCGCACAACCACCAUGGCCGUUCUCGAAGAGCCCCUCGCUUAUCGGCAGCCCAAAACUCUCAUCGACAAUUCCGAGCCCCGAAGACUGUAAAAGAAGCCGUUGUCUCCGAAGUCCCCAGCCUAGCAGCAUAUCGAGCGAGGUUCGAGGCAGGACGCUCCUUCGACCUCGACGACGACCUGGAGUUCUGCCCGAACCUUCUCUCUUUCGACGAGCGACAGUCGGUCACUUCAGGGUCUUCCGAUCGUUCCUCGUUGUCAAGCGGCUCCCCUGAGUCUUCGCCACUACAAUCCCAGAUCCAACCUCAACAGAUCACCCCAUCUUUGUCCAUCUCUUCGGCCGCGACCUCUGCAUACAUGUCCCCUCCCACCUUUGCAAACAACAACAGCCUCAAAAUCCAUCAACCUUCGGCGAUUCGUUCCCGCAACAACGCCAUUCCCAUCGUCAACCCUUCCACCGGUACUCGCAUCGGAAGCCCUCCAUCAUCCAUCUCCCCAGGCAUGAUGCAACAAGUAACCACUGCUCGCCGGUGGUAA